Messenger RNA from Cylicocyclus nassatus, 1592 nucleotides. The record is from the annotation of a GenBank genome assembly. NCBI's taxonomy places the organism in Eukaryota, Metazoa, Nematoda, Chromadorea, Rhabditida, Strongylidae.
AUGGACAUCCAAGGCAGGAGAACCACCCGAGCUCAAGCCAAUGUCAAUGAAAAUCUAGUGAAGAGAACAGCUGCUGGAAAAGAAGCACUUUUGACGAGGAGACCAGCUCUGAAAGACCAAAGAAAUGGAGCAAAUAUAGCGCUUGCUGAACGUGCUACUGGCAAGCCAAUAGCCAAAGCUACAAGAUCUACUACAGUCAAAUCCUCGGCUAUAAUCCAAAGCCAACAGAAACAGGAUGUUGUACCGGAAAGCCGCGUCCAUCCUGAAGUUACUGGAAUCGAGCGUGAAAUCCAGUUCGUGGAAUUUUGCGACCAGGUUUACCAAUAUCUACUGGUUCUUGAGAAGAAAACUCGAAUUGAAGAUGAUUUCAUGGUUCAGUCGCCAUCAACACCAAAAAUGCGCAGUAUUCUUGUCGACUGGCUGAUACAGGUACAUACACGCUUUCAUCUCUUGCCCGAAACGCUUCAUCUUACCAUCUACCUGCUAGAUAUCAUGUUAUCGAGAACAAAGGUUGAUAAGAAUGAACUACAAUUAGUUGGCGUAUCCAGCAUGUUAGUCGCGUCCAAGUAUGAGGAAAUGUAUGCGCCAGAUAUCCAUGAUUUUGAAUAUAUCACUGACAAUGCAUACACAAAGAAAAUGAUCCUCAAGAUGGAGGCCAAGAUACUCACUGCCACUGAUUUUGAUCUUUCUCGGCCACAUUCGCUCACCUUUUUGCGGUGGUUCAGCAAAGAGAUGAAAUUCGGCAUGAGAAUGCAUCAUAUGGCGAAGUUUUUGAUCGAGAUGGCAUUCUUGGAUGCGUCUCUCUCACCGAUGCUGCCAUCACAUACGGCAUGUGCCUGUACAUAUAUUGCUGCUAAGUUAUGUGAAACACCAUUCGAUAGCGAUAAAAUGAGGAAGAUGACGGGUAUCACACUGAAGGAAGCUGAGGAACUAGGAUCAACUUUUGCCAAGGUCUUCCUGAGGCUACACUCGUUGCCGAAGCUGCUAGCUGUACGCGAGAAGUAUUCCUCAGCCAAAGUGUUAGCCGUGUCCCAGUUGUAUGAUAGUGAUAUCAAAAUUCUUACCGAACUUUCAUCAUAGAACAUCAGCAUAAUUAGACUUAGACGCUUCAAUUCGCAAGUACAACUUGUCAGCCUUUCCAGCUAUAGCAUCAAACACUGCCGCUCUAAGCACCUUAUAAGUGCUACAAUAUCGUCGACGUGUAUUAUGUGUUUUUGUUGUAAUACCAGGUUGCAAUCAUUUCUAUAUAUCUGGAAUAUUUGAGGUAUUUUGGCAUGUCGCUUCUCAAAUCUCAUUUUCUAGUGUCGAUUUCUACUAGGCACACUUGUUCCCUGUUUUUAGCUUUCCAUUUUUUGUCUUUCUCGUAUUCUUACGCCAAAUUCUAAUAUCACACUGCUAAGAGGAGUGGGGUAACGCUAAUAUUAAAGUUCUGUACUAUGCUGAAAAUCGUAAAGAUGAUGUUAGUUGCCAUAUUCGAUGUCAAAAGAUCGUACCUCAUCACUGAUAUGCUGGCCUCUUGCAGCCCUAUUUAUUAAUUACUUGGGCAUACUGAUUCUUUGAAUGUUUUCUCGAGUAUAAAGUUUUAAUGGCAG